CCCGGACCAACCUCGAACGACGUUGGUUUGCUUGAUGAAACUGCAAUCUACCUAAAUUAAACGCAUAAUCUAAAACGAAGGAUCUGUUUGUCAGGAGAAGAACCUUGCAGAUAUCACGCGUCACUUUUUGUCGAUGAAUAUAAAGCUAGAAGUCUGUCCCAACCUAUGAACAAUUUUUUUGAUAGGGACUUCCGUACAACUACCUACCUAUACAUAAAGGAAAGCCGAGUUAAUCGCCCACUUAUUCAUUCACAUUUGUACCCAUCAAUUAUCAAUUAUCCCAGUUUUUACAAUGGAAGUUAUCUCUUUAGACUCGGUGGCCCUCGAACAGCUCCACGGGGAGCAGAAGGCUCUCCUCGACGCCAUCGACGACCUUCGCAAACAUGGCAUCGAUCGUUUCGUUGAUCUUCCCCAGAUAAUUGUCGUUGGAGAUCAAUCGUCAGGGAAAAGCUCCGUUCUUGAAGCCAUCUCUAGAGUACGCUUCCCUGUCAAAGAUGGAUUGUGUACAAGAUUCGCAACGGAACUUGUUCUUCGUACCGAUAGUCAAACUAAGGUCGAUGUACGCGUUCUACCACAUUCAGUUCUCGAUAAACCUACGCCUCCAUUUGAUGAGAGAUCUUUUAAUAAAGAUGAUCUGCCUCGUAUUGUGGAAGAAGCCAAGAAGAAAAUUCUCGAGAAUGAUGCUGGCUUCUCCGAAGAUGUUCUUAGAAUCGAGAUAAGGAGCCCCGAUGUCCCACACUUGACACUGGUUGAUCUUCCUGGCUUCUACCACUCAGAGGAUGAGAACCAGUCGGCUGCUGGCCGCAAGAUUGUGGACCGCCUGGUGGAGAGGUACAUGGCUCGCAAGAACAGCAUUAUUCUAGCUGUUAUCUCGGCGCGCAAUCAGAUCAUAUUGCAGAAGGUCCUAUCCAAAGUCAAGCUACACGACAAGUUCAAGGAACGGACUAUCGGAAUUAUUACAAAGCCAGAUGUUCUUACAUCUGACACUCAGGAUGAGAAUAAUUUUAUUCGAUUGGCCAAAAAUCUUGAUAGGUCGCAUGAGCUAUACUUGGGGUGGCACGUUCUUCGUAAUAGAGGUGAAAUGGAAGCUUCGGAUACGGAUGAGCAGAGAGACGAGAAAGAAAUGAAUUUUUUUGAAUCAGGCCUGUGGUCGAGUGUGCCCUCAAAGAAUCGAGGCGUGGCAGCUCUUCGCAAGAAGCUGAGCGGUAUUCUCCUGCAGCAUAUCAAGAACAACCUUCAAGGUCUCAUUGAGAGUAUUGAGAAAAAUAUCAAUGCUCGCAAGGCUCAACUCGAACGUUUAGGAGAGUCGAGGUCAACACCAAAGGAACUACGGACGCACCUAGAUAAAAUCGCCUCCAAGUUCCAGAUUCUGUGUCUACAUGCCGUGGAAGGGAAUUACACCGAUGAGUUUUUCGGGGGUCUCUAUCCCGCAUUCGAUCUAUCUACAAUUAAUGACAGCAGGGUCAGAAAAUUCCGAGCACUUGUACGCGAUUUAAACCGGACAUUCGCUUACAUAUUAGAAACCAAAGGUUCAAGACGCAUCAUUCUCCCUAGGAGCUCCAAUGCCACUGAACCAGUCUCCCAACACCAUGUCACUGGUGAUAUUUCACACAUUUUUGGGCAAUCUGAGGAAUUUCCGAAGAAAUUGAUCUUACCGACGUUCCUUCAGCCAUUAGCUAAUCAAUACAAAUUCAAGGAUCCAGAAAAGAUCACAUUUGAAAGGAUUUCAUAUGACCUAGAGUCACUUUCGUCGGCCAACCAGGGCAAUGAGUUCCCUGGUACCUCAAACGACCGCUUAGCCGUGAAGCUUUUCCAGGACCAGUCUCAACCUUGGGAGGAAAUUGCACGUUGUCACAUACGGCUCGUGCUAGACAUGGCUAAAGAAUUCGUUGAGAAGCUCGUGGGACAUAUUAUAAAUCCAGACAAAAGGACUUGCUCAGCGAUUCUCACUGAAAUAAUAGAUCCAUUCUUUGAAGAAAAGUCUGAUGUACUUGAAUCUAAACUUCAGGAACUUCUCCGUCACUACAAAAGCGGCCAUCCGCAACCUCUUGAUGCCGAGUUUAGGGUCCUUCUUGCGCAGAGACGCCAGAAAAAUGUCGGAGUUGAUAUCCUCCAAGACUUGAUGGCAAGUCGACCCGAGUUCUUCACAGAAGAGGCGCGUAAGGAACUCGAGAAAGCAAAACGGUCCAAACCUGUGAGCGAAUUUGGGGUGGACAACUUGAUUGACAAAUCUGAAACAUAUUACGAGAUGUCGCUUCGGACCUUCACCGAUAACGUAGUUGUUUUAGCUGUCGAGAACUGCCUCAUGAGAGAUCUUCCUUCAAUAUUCACCACAACUAGAGUCAAUGGGAUGGAGGACAAUGAACUUGAGCGACUUGCAUCAGAGUCACCAGAAGUUCAAACGGAGCGCAAGGAGUUGCAGGCGGAAUAUGACGCUCUUAAGAAGGGAUUGCAGAUCUGUAACAAAUUUAAGGAGCGGAAAUCAACUGUUAUGCCUUCGAUCUUAGCCAGCCCGGAGGCUCCAAGAGCCGCAAAUACUUCAAAGGAUGCACCCGCGCCUCAAGGAAUCCCAAUUAUCACACAAAAGCAGAGUGGACUAUUUAGUAGCACCAGUUCCAGUGAUAAGAACCCUCCGAAUUCCUCUUCACUAUUCUCGGCUGGGCCAAACAAUGCUGGGGUUUCAGGCUCCUCCCAAAAUUCUUCUGCUGCUUCACUUGGCAGUCCAUUUACCAAGCCAUUUGCAAAUCUAGCACCGUUACCUACUAACCAAAGCUCACUAUUUAAAAAUUCCACCGAGCCGGUAUCUAAAGGGCCGGUGAUGUACAAUUUCGGCAUUCCGAGCAAUAGCAAGCAGAAUUCUGGAGAGCUUGGAGGACCGGGCGGGCUCAGCUCACAACCAAAUAAAUGCUGGAAUCCUCUUCCUAAUACCUUUUCUCCCAUGAUAGAAUUUGGUCAUUUUUCUGAUGGCCCCGGCUUCAGCUUCGUGAAAAACAUAUGCUCUCUGAAGCCAUACGAUAAAUUCUCACCGGAGGAGCUGAGAUACUUCUCAUUAUUUGGUCCGCAAUCAAAAUCACGGGUUCGGUAAAGUCAUGGGUCUAUUAAAUACCUAUUUGGUUUCUUUCGUGCCAAUAUUUGAUUACGAUCCCGCUAUUAUUGUAUCAUUAAAUGAAACACAAAUAUAGAUAAACAUGAGAAGUACCCGAGUCCCAUAAGCCGCACGCCCUAAUACUCAAAUUCUACGACGUUAAAUAUACGACAAUUAACAACGCCCCUUUUCUUCUCCUCAGCUAAAGUUAUCUUACAUGAGCCGUCAUGCCAUCAACAAAAAGAUUACCGGAAUAUAACUGGAGACGAU
Molecule: messenger RNA, 3355 nt
Organism: Daldinia loculata
Lineage: Eukaryota; Fungi; Ascomycota; Sordariomycetes; Xylariales; Hypoxylaceae
Product: P-loop containing nucleoside triphosphate hydrolase protein
Exons: 4
Coding region: 293-3085 (930 amino acids)
Cellular component (GO): membrane; cytoplasm; microtubule
Molecular function (GO): GTP binding; GTPase activity; microtubule binding
Source: RefSeq, a predicted model, not a curated record